Molecule: messenger RNA, 1437 nt
Organism: Penicillium antarcticum
Lineage: Eukaryota; Fungi; Ascomycota; Eurotiomycetes; Eurotiales; Aspergillaceae
Product: pepsin-like aspartic protease
Exons: 3
Coding region: 1-1437 (478 amino acids)
Biological process (GO): proteolysis
Molecular function (GO): aspartic-type endopeptidase activity
Source: RefSeq, a predicted model, not a curated record
AUGAGACACUCGUGGAUCUUAUUGGCCAGCCUUGUGCCAGCAUGGGGAUUGACUCUGCACCAGCGCGACAAUCCCGCUGUGGUGCAAAUGGACAUUCAGCGCAAAGAUGUCGCGGAUCCAGUUACUAGAGAUCGGAUCCGAAAGCGUUCUUCAACUGUCACUCAAUCUUUAGACAAUGAGGAAACGUUGUACUAUUGCAAUAUCACUCUGGGUACUCCCGAACAAAGCCUACGCCUCGUCAUCGACACCGGAAGUAGUGAUCUAUGGACUAAUACGCCAAAUUCGACUCUCUGCGAAUCAUCCUCCGAUCCCUGCGAAGAUUCGGGCACUUACGACUCAAGUUCAUCUUCUUCAUAUUCCUUCGUGUCGUCAGACUUCAAUAUUAGCUAUGCCGAUGGGUCCGGAGCCGCCGGUGACUAUGUAACCGAUACCCUCACUAUCGGAGGAACCACCAUCAAGGACUUCCAGUUUGGUAUUGGUUUUACCUCUGGAUCUACAGAGGGUGUACUAGGUAUUGGAUAUACUUCAAAUGAAGUGCAGGUUGGCACCGGUGCUUCGUCUUAUGCCAACCUCCCCAAGGCAAUGGUCCAGCAUGAUGUAAUCAAAUCCAAUGCAUACAGUCUCUGGCUGAAUGAUCUGGAUGCGAGCACAGGCUCCAUCCUGUUUGGCGGAGUUAACACUGCGAAAUUCCACGGCACGCUGCAGACCCUGCCCAUUCAGAAGGUCGGUGGGCAGUACUCUGAAUUCAUUAUUGCCCUCACUGGACUUGGUCUCCAGAACUCGUCUGGUCACCGCGCCUACUCAUCGAGUGCACUCCCUGCAGGGGUGCUCUUGGAUUCAGGAAGUUCCCUCACAUAUCUACCCGACGCCCUCGCUGAGGAUAUAUACGAGGACUUGGAUGUUACUUACGAGUCCUCCAGUGGAAUUGGCUACAUUGAAUGUAGUAUGGCCUCAAAGGACGUCAAUAUUUCUUAUACAUUUUCGUCCCCAACGAUUACCGUGGGACUCGACGAGCUGAUUAUCGAUGUGGGUGACAUCUACUUCCGCAACCGCCAGCGAGCAUGUGUCUUCGGCAUUGUUCCUGCAGGGGGAAGUACCUCGGUUUUGGGAGAUACUUUCCUGCGCAGUGCCUACGUGGUAUACGACUUGGCCAACAACGAGAUUUCUCUUGCCAACACCAACUUCAACUCCACCGAGAACAACGUCAUGGAAAUUGGCACUGGCACCGAUUCGGUUCCUAGUGCUACUGCAGUUGCAAAUGCAGUAACCACUGCGCCUGUCGGUGGUUCUGGCGCUCGCAUUGGGGGUCCAGAUGGAGGAUCAGGUAUCUUCACCACGAUCUCUGAGACUGGCAACUGGGCUGUUCCCAAGGCAACCGCUAUGCCUAAGCAUCUGGCAUUUGGAAUUGUCGGUGCUGGCGCUCUGCUGGCCCUGUAG